UCCAAUUAGGCCAAACAAGAAGCAGCUGCUUCACUCCACUGAGUAUCCAAAGAUGAAGGUUUACCCUACAGACGUCAUUUUGAGGACAUUUAUUUCAUUAUCACUGCUUCUUUUAAGGUAUGAAGCUCUUGCUGCUUCAAACAAUUUUCAAGCAUCAGUCUAUGGCACAGUGAAUGACCACACAUCAGUUUGCCAUGAUGGGUUCAUGUCAGUUUACAUAUCAAAGUCUCAGUUUGCCGAUCUUCCUUUUACUAUUUAUGUUCAAGACACAGAUGAACACAGCGGAUAUUACCAAGCCAUUGCUGUAGCAAGACAGUGCCACUACUUCCUGGGAGAAACUGACACCGUUGUUGUCUUAACAGUGGCUUCUCAUGGUUGUUUUGUAACAAGACAAAAGCAUAUGACUAAUCUGACAGUUGUCAUCAUGGCACUUGUGGGAAAGAAAAGAGUUGAAAUUAUCAAGUCAAUACCACUCGUUUGUGAAAGGAAAAUUAAAGAUGCGAACAAAAGUGAUUAUCCACUGGUAGCUAGUCAUUUUUCCUGUAGUAAGGAUGGGUUCAACAUUACAGUCUCUAAGAAUGCCACAGUCCCACCUCUGAACCUGGAAGCAGUCUCACCCCCUUCAAGCCAAGGCCACUGUAAGCCUAAAAAAAGAUCCAAGGAUGCGGUCACUUUCAUCUUUCCAUUCACAGAUUGUGGCACUCAGUCCAUGAUAGCAGAUGGGAUUAUGACCUACUGGGUCAACAUUGAGUUGAAACAACAUGCACAGAGGGGCUCUAUAUUUCGUGACACUCCUUUCCAUCUUACUGCACGUUGCAGCUUUGCACUAGCUCAAAUUACUCAUGUGGGCAUCAGAGUUCAGGGGAAAAAGUAUAUGUCAACACUGAAGAGCGUGGGACUACUGAGAACUGAAAUGAGAUUUGCCAAAGAUUCCGAUUACAAUUCUUUCUAUUCCCCUCAUGAUCCUCCAAGAUUGACUGAGCUUGGUCAGCCUGUAUACGUGGAGGUGUUUGUUCUCAAACAUGAGGACAAGGAUUUGAUGCUGCUGCUGGAGGACUGCUGGGCAACAGCGACUGAAAACCCACAUGACCCACUAAGAUGGAACCUACUUGUUAAAGGAUGUCCGUUUGGUGGUGAUAGCCACAGAACUGUUGUGUUGCCAGUUGUCUCCAGCAAGGAGCUGAAGAAUCCCUCUCUUCAUAAGUGGUUUGUAAUCAAGCUGUUCUCAUUUGUGAAGCCCCGAACCUUUGAAAAUAUGGUUUAUUUCCACUGUGAUAUAGAGAUUUGUAAAGGACCAGAUUGCUCUCAGCCUUGCAGCAAUGGGAGCCGGAAAUUAAAAAGAAUCACACCUGGAAUACGACAAAGGAUUCUUCACAGUGUUGUCUCUGGUGGACCUCUAAUGUAUCUACUGUAAAUGACAAGAAAAAUUACUCCUGUUUGAAGUCACGGUUGGAAGCAACUGUCCAUUAUAAAUAAAAUUAUAUCUUGAUGGGCAAA
Molecule: messenger RNA, 1497 nt
Organism: Scatophagus argus
Lineage: Eukaryota; Metazoa; Chordata; Actinopteri; Scatophagidae
Product: zona pellucida sperm-binding protein 4-like
Exons: 10
Coding region: 53-1414 (453 amino acids)
Biological process (GO): prevention of polyspermy; binding of sperm to zona pellucida
Cellular component (GO): egg coat
Molecular function (GO): acrosin binding; structural constituent of egg coat
Source: RefSeq, a predicted model, not a curated record